GGAAGGUGUGUUUAGUUGGAGUGGGGUUUCGGGAGCGCUGCAUCGUCUCACUCUCACGGGCGCGUUGCCUCGCCUUUUGUUUGAUCCAACUCGUGUAUUUAACCCCGUUUCCUCUCAUUUUCCGCGGAUACUCGUUUGAAGGAAAAAACCGUUUAUGGUCCUGGCUGAAGAUUUCACGAUGUCUCGCACCGACGAGGUUCACCGCUUGACGGAAAAUGUCUAUAAGACCAUCAUGGAGCAGUUCAACCCCUGCUUACGGAACUUCGUUGCCAUGGGGAAGAACUAUGAGAAGGCCCUUGCCAAUGUGACAUUUGCUGCCAAAGGCUACUUUGAUGCACUGGUUAGAAUGGGUGAACUGGCCAGUGAGAGUCAAGGAUCCAAAGAUUUGGGGGAUGUGCUGUUCCAGAUGGCCGAGGUCCACAGACAGAUCCAAGUGCAGCUAGAGGAGAUGUUGAAAUCCUUCCACAACGAGCUGCUCUCGGAGCUGGAGAAGAAGGUGGAUCUGGAUGCUCGUUAUCUGACUGCUGCCCUGAAGAAAUACCAGAUGGAACACAAGAGCAAAGGGGAGAGUCUGGAGAAGUGCCAGGCUGAACUGAAGAAGCUGCGCAGGAAGAGCCAGGGCAGCAAGAACCCCUCCAAGUACGGGGAGAAGGAAAUGCAGUUUGUGGAGACCAUCAGCAGUAAGCAGACUGAGCUGGACACUUUUAUUGCAGAGGGUUACAAGACAGCCUUGUCUGAGGAGCGUCGCAGGUACUGCUUCCUGGUGGACCGCCAAUGUGCCGUGGCCAAGAACAACAGCGCCUAUCACGGCAAGGGUAAAGACCUUCUGACCCAGAAGAUCCCAGUGUGGCAACAGGCUUGCUCAGACCCUAACAAGCUGCCAGAGAGGGCCAUGCUCUUGGCCCAGCAGAUGGGCUCUGCCGCCCUCGGGGGCACGAGCCCCCUGCAUACCUCCAAAUCCAACUUGGUCAUCUCAGACCCUAUCCCCGGGGCCCAGCCUCUUCCUGUGCCCCCAGAGCUGGCUGUUUUCAUGGGCAGUGGCAUGGGACACCCAGCAAGGCUGAUGGGCCCCGAUGGUAUGUCCAUGGUAAAUGGGACAACAGGAGUCCACGGGGAGGAAUAUUGGACGGAUGGAGGGACUUUAUCCGUGUCCCAAGUCAGGCCUUCAUCCCCUCAGACCCAGGCGCAGGGCCAGUCCCAGGCUCAGCCCCAGAGACAGGUCAGCGAUGUCUACUCCAACACUCUCCCUGUCCGCAGGCCUGCCCCCGCCAAGAAUAAGAACCCCGUGGGAGAGACACGAACCCUGCCCAGGUCCAGUUCCAUGGCGGCAGGCCUCGAAAAGAAUGGGCGCUCCCGUGUCCAAGCCAUCUUCUCCCACGCUGCGGGCGACAACAGCACCCUGCUCAGCUUCUCCGAGGGAGAUGUAAUCACCCUGCUAGUGCCCGAGGCCCGCGACGGCUGGCACUAUGGGGAGAAUGAGAAGAACAAGAUGCGUGGCUGGUUCCCGUUCUCCUACACACGUGUGCUGCCUGAAAGCGACAGCGACAAGCUCAAAGUGAACUUGCAUCAUGGGAAAAGUAGCAGCACAGGGAACUUGUUGGAGAGUGAUGCAUCACUGCCCACACCUGACUAUGGCCUGACUGCCCGACUGCUGGCACAGAGCCUAGCACAGACCCGCCCACGUCCCUACAGCAUGGCAGGCUUUGGCACACAGCCUGCUAUUGAGGAUUAUGACGGCCGCUUUGCCACAAGUAGCGGUUGGUGGGUGGAGGAUUGCAUUGAGCGAGAGAGCCAGAGCGGGGCCUACCUGCUCGGCAUGCAGCGAUAUGGACUCUGAAUACUCUAUCUCUGAUCACAGUCCACCAUCACGGACUGAUCUCUCAAGAGACUGCCUUUGCUACUGCUUGUCUUUUCAUGCAUGUACAUGGUUGUGUCAUUUUGUCAAACUGAAGGACAUGUUCAUGUACUGUACAAGUGCCAAAAGACUUCAAUGUCGUCGUACUAAAAGCCACCGGCUGAAUGGCCUUUUUAAGCACACGUGGGCCCAGUAUUACCGAGUUCCCACCCAACACACACAUGCUCAAAAAAAAAAAAAAGCUUUGUUCCAAGUAAGGCUGUGCAGCAGAUUACUAUGUUUCUGUUCUGAGAGAUCCCGUAGGUCGCGCUGUGCUUCCUUGUGUCAGUGCUAUAGACUUGAUUUCCCGUCCAGAGGGUGUGUGUCAUAUUUGCCUUACUUUGCUUCUUUUGUUUUUUCUAUUAAACACUUUAUGUGCAAUGGAGCAAAUUUUCAAAUUGAGCUUCAAGAAUAUACAGUAUAUAUAUAUCUAUACAUAUAUAUAAAUUGUUUCCGUCAGUCCACCAGAUUGCACUGUAUCAUGAUCAUUGCAAAAAAAAAAACAUUUACAAUUAAACUUUCCACCAUCAGCCCCACAGAAACUUGUCUUUUUGCCGCCAGAAUUGUCGCUAAAAAUGGGGAAAAAAAGUCCGAUUACCUUCAGUUUGAUCUUAUUUCUGAAGCUACAGUGAGUUUGAAAGGGGGUCUUUGAUCAUCUGUCGAGUAUCCUCAAUUAACGGCUGUGAAUUAGUUUUUAGGUUGAAUGACAAACCACAGCUUUUGCAGCUCUCAGUGUUAUUUAUGAUUGUAUUCCCUGAGUGGCUAUGUAGUUUUUUGGUCUUUUCUUUUAAAAAAAAAAAACAAAAAACAUUAUUGUCCUUGUAAAAACAAACAAACCAACAAAAAAAAAAGAUUUCAAGAAACAUUGAGAAACUACUGAUUAGUUGAAGUGUUUAUCUUAUGCAUGCUGUGGAGGGAAACCAGAAAAUGUGAUACUACAAAUUGACCUUGAAUGUAUGGUGACUUUUUACAAAGGUAUUCUAAAUAAAACAUAUCUCUAUAUAUUAAUAAACAGUCUGGUCUGACGAGAAAUCUUUUCUGUCACUGUCGAUGGCGUUUUCAGUUUUGUUGAACCUUUUCUUUUUUGUGUCUUAAAUGUUUCAGUUAAUUCCUAUUUUUAAAAACCUGCCACCCUGAUGUGAAUCAUUUCAGGCCACAGCUGCGUCCCAAGCAUGCAGUUUCAUCCUAACCCCUCCCCCAGGAACACCCAUAGCAUCCGUGGUGCUCUCUGUGUCACUUAAAAAAGACUGUGUGUAUGUGGUGUGUGUAUUGUGAGUGUCUGAACUUUGCCUGCUUAUCUUUUGGUUGUAUGUCAUGUAUUUUUGGCUUGUGUUUGAGUUGUAUUUGGGUGAUAGACAGCCUGUUGAUUGCAUUGCACUUGCAGUAAUGUCCAAGGCAAGCUGCAGUUUAGCAGCAUACAGUAAUACAGCAUGUUGAGCAUGAAGUGUGUACUUUUGUUUCCCAUCCCUCAUUUCAGUUACGGUUAACAUUAUUAUCAACCCUAUGGUACGUUCAUCUUGCACCAGACUAACCAGCAGUGUCGUUACAAAAUGUCAGCCAUGCAUGAUCUGAGAGAUGAGUCAUUCAAACCCAAAGGUUCUCUUUACCUUCCAGUUUGGGUCCAGAAUUGUCCCGGUUCUGAGGGAACAGGACCUCCGUAAGUCACCAGCCUCCAUUGCCCUUUCAGCCAAUCACUUUUUUUUUUUUUACCCUCUCUCUAUUACUGCCUGGUUCUCUCUCUCUUUCUCUCUCUCUCUGCUGUCAUUGGCUGUCUGGCUGCAGUAGGAAGCUGGGAAUCACUGGUCUUUUCUGUCCUCUGGCCCUUGUGGACGUGGCAGCGUUUGGUUCUGUCAGUCCAGAAGGCUUUGGGUUGUAAAAGAAUUCCUUUAUUUAUUUAUUUUUUUUUUAAUGUGUGUAUGACAGUAUCAAACAGAGAAGACUAACCCUGCACGCAUGCCUAAUGCAAGCUGUUUUUGUUCCUUUUGUUUCCACCAUGUUUUACUUGAGUUUUCUCAUUACAUGCUUGCUACAACUCACACUAGAUACUCACUGUAAGAAAAAAAAAAAAAGCUACGGGAAGGCAGAUUUCUUUGGGUGUGGUUACAUAGCUGACCAUGUAGCUCUGUCUAAGCUUUGUCAUGUGUUCAACCUAACUGUCACUGUUCCUUGUCUCACCCUUCCUCUCCCCACAGUGACCGUACCCUGGAGGUCUACCUCCGGCCCACCUUCACUGAUGACCGAUCUGCACCCAUCUUCUACUAGCGGCCUGCUGCCCCCCCCCCCCCCCCCCAUUUUGUCCACUAAUGGGCCCGUUUUUUAAAGGGGAUAGAGAGCGUUUGAGUUGUGUGAUGUUAUCACAGGAGGGGCCCUGUAGUGUGUUACACUGCUAAUUUAGGUUCUUUGCCGUGGAAAUUCACCCGCAGAAUUUCCAGUUAAUCCUUGUGAUUUUUUUUUUUUUUUUUUUUUAAUCUCAAACGCUUCCACAAACAUUGAAUGUCUCAGCCUGAACAUUCAAUCGCAAGUGUGAGAGUAGAUUUUAUUAGUUAUUUAGAAUCGCUCCAGUUGUGGAUAAGGUAUGGCUAAUAGGUUUUUAUUAGUAAUGCAGUCACAUUAUUAUUUAUCUGCACUUCUACUAUGGGAUGUUUUUUUUGUUCCUCAACACUAUACACUGUAAAUUUCAUUUGAGGAUUAUUUGCAUUAACGAGCAGUGAAGGCACACUCUGCAUUAGUUCUUUAAACAAGGCUUGAGGGGGAUUAAGAUUGUCUAACAGUUUUCAGUGCAUCACUGUAAUACGCACAUUGAAGUGUUGAUCAGAUAUCAGAUAGCUAGAACUGGACAGCUGGUGAGUAAAGUACGAUUCUGCUUAAAGUAUGAUUCUGCUUAAAGUAUGAUUCUGCUUUUUGUUAAGUGAUACAGUAUAGCACUAUAUAUUUGCUAGUUGUGAUACAGUAUGCCCAUAUUUUCAAUGUGGGAACUGUGCCUUCUACUUUUUUUUAACCAUAUGCUUCAUGCGGCAUUGACCCAAUCAUUCUGUAAACUGGUUUGAGGGCAUAAGCAUCACAGUUCAACUUGUAUUUUUUAUACUCCUGAAAACAUAAGUGGGAUUAUUUCCCUUUUUGUUUUGUUUGCUUGUAAUGUCAGAAUUUUUUUUUUGUUUUGUUGAUUUUUUUUCUUUUUUUUUUUUUUUUUGCUUUGCAAGCUCCAGUACAGUGCAUUUAUCCAAACUGGUACAAGAAUAUUUUCGCUGUUCUUUCCUUCUCUUUAAAUUUCAGUAAUAUCUAAGCUGCCAGAUAGCCAAGAGAUGAAAUACAGUGCAUACAUAAAGGGUCUUUUUAAAAUAUAUAUAUAUAUCUUUAGCUUUGAGGGAGUGGUAGCUUAUCAGAUAAUGUACAGUAUUAUCAUAGCUUUUGAUCAUUCUCAGUAUUAUACACUCAUCGGGGAGAAGAGCUUAGAGCGGAGGCGUUUAUCUACGGUAUGAUGUGUGGGAACUGAAGUGGAACUGCAUGUGAUGAAAAAGCAAUGACGUGUACGGUUGUGUGAAUGAGCUAAAAUGCCUCUUCGACUGCGAGAAAUCAUCGUGAUAAGUCAAUUUUUCCAUGGAUGAGUCCUUUACACUGAGUAACAUGAUCAGGCUUUUAUUACACAGCUCAUUUGGGCAGCGAGUUUCAAAUGCUUUUUUUUUUUUUUUUUACUUUUAUAUAGCUUUCAUUGUGUCCAUUUCUCACUCUUGUCCCUGUUUGUAUUAUAUCUGUACUGUACAGAAAGUGCAUAUAAAUUAUCUUGUCCAAUAAAUCUAAAUGGGCAGAAACGUCA
Molecule: messenger RNA, 5708 nt
Organism: Epinephelus fuscoguttatus (brown-marbled grouper)
Lineage: Eukaryota; Metazoa; Chordata; Actinopteri; Perciformes; Serranidae
Gene: baiap2a
Product: BAR/IMD domain containing adaptor protein 2a
Exons: 14
Coding region: 155-1837 (560 amino acids)
Biological process (GO): actin filament bundle assembly; actin crosslink formation; positive regulation of actin filament polymerization
Cellular component (GO): cytosol; nucleoplasm
Molecular function (GO): protein binding; cytoskeletal adaptor activity
Source: RefSeq, a predicted model, not a curated record